Messenger RNA from Sinocyclocheilus anshuiensis, 1507 nucleotides. It is a transcript of the gene ptrhd1, whose product is annotated as peptidyl-tRNA hydrolase domain containing 1. NCBI's taxonomy places the organism in Eukaryota, Metazoa, Chordata, Actinopteri, Cypriniformes, Cyprinidae. The transcript has 2 exons. Gene Ontology annotation, molecular function: peptidyl-tRNA hydrolase activity. Bases 9 to 554 code for a protein of 181 amino acids. The record is from RefSeq and is a predicted model, not a curated record.
AAACAUUAAUGAGCAGAGUCCUCAAACAACCACUAGAGGGCAUCCAGUCAAAAAAUUUGACCAGUGAGGAAAUAAACCCGGAACGUAAACAUGAACCCGGCGAUGUGUCAUUUCCGGUCAGGCUAUUUUCAUUCAAUAAAAUGGCAACGCCGAGCAGUGGCACUUCCCGGCGUUUAGUCCAGUAUGUGAUCGUCCGAUCAGACCUUAUACACACUUUAUCAUGGCCUUUAGGAGCGGUUAUAACUCAAGCCUGUCACGCGGCCACUGCUGCCAUUCAUUUACACUACAGUGACCCUGAUACUCAGGAAUAUCUGGCAGAACUGGACAGCAUGCACAAAGUAGUGCUGCAGUUUCAAAGUCCCCACCCCCACCCCACCCCACAGGCUCCAGAUGAGGCAUCUCUCAACACUCUUUCCAGUACUCUACGUGAAAAAGACAUUGCACAUAAACUGUGGCUGGAGCAGCCUGAGAAUAUCCCCACAUGUUUGGCAUUGAAGCCCUACCCUAAGGAGACUAUGCAGCCAUUUCUAAAAAAGUUCAAGCUUUUCAAGUGAAUUCUGUAAGAAUUGUGCAAUAUUCUGAAAUGAACUGUACAAUGUAAACACAAAGAGUGGUGAGAAUGGAAUUUUGGCUGAAUGAACCUGCUAAAACACCCUUAACAUCACAUCUUUGGUUUUCAACCACAUUUUGUCUUGAUUUACCUCUGUGGCAAAAGAUUACUCACUUAAGUUGUGUUAGUAAUGUAAGUUCUUUAAUAUCUAACAUGAAAACUGAAUGUCUUUAUUCUGCAUUGUGAUCAGUUUGGGCAAUACAUUUAAUCAGUGUCGACAAUGGAAUCUGAACUAAUCUCAAAUGUUUUUAAAAUGUAUUGGAAGGGCUUUUGAAAUAUGUAUGCUUUAACAAAUUAAUAGUUUAAACUAAGACGUAAGAUGUGCUGGUGGGUUAGUAAUUAUGGACUGUUAAUAUAUAUGUGCAGUGAGGGAGUUAUAUCGUGACCAGUGAUGCUCGAUUCUUGAGAGAAUGAGUCUUUUUACCUUGGAUUCUCGAACAAAAGAGCCUUAUUAGCUGUUUGUAUUUUUGGGAAGAAAAAAAAAUAACAUGGUGACCAAUAAAGUUCGAUUUUCUUGUUAAUGACUUAAUGAGCCGGUUCUUUUUAGUAAAUCAAGGUUACAUCGCGACCAGUGAAGCUUGAUUCUCGAGGGAAUGAUUCUCGUGAGCCGGUUCUUUCAAUUAAUCACGAAGUUACAUCGUGACUAGUGAUGCUCGAUUCUCGAACGAAAGAACCUUAAGAGUCGGUUCUUUUUAAGUGAAUCAAAGAGUUACAUUGUGACUUGUGAAGUUAGUCUUUUUCGAGUUAACUACUCCUAUGAGCCGGUCUUUUUAGUCUAUCAAAAAGUUAUAUAGUGAACACACAAGUUCGAUUCUCGAGUGCAUUACUUGCGAGUCGGUUCGUUUUAGUGAAUUACAGGGGUCAUAUGAUGCGAUUUCAAUUUUUCCUUUCUCUUUG